This is a messenger RNA of Exophiala bonariae, 711 nucleotides long. RefSeq lists its product as uncharacterized. Bases 1 to 711 code for a protein of 236 amino acids. The transcript has 3 exons. Lineage: Eukaryota; Fungi; Ascomycota; Eurotiomycetes; Chaetothyriales; Herpotrichiellaceae. The record is from RefSeq and is a predicted model, not a curated record.
AUGAGUACGCCUCUAUUUUUCGUAAUCGCGCGGGUUGUAAGUAGAGAUGGUGCUUUAGAAAAGUGGCGAGAGGUCCUACAUGGACUUUGCAAGGUAUCCAAGACAGAGCCAUAUUCGAAUUCCUACUACUGGGGAUAUGAUGUUGAUGGUGCGCCGGAUACUUUAUGGGGUCUGGAAGGUUAUUAUCAUCCUGUAGGGUUUUUCAUGAACCAUAUUUCGACCAAUACUUUCAAGGAGGAAAUGCGUAAGGUCGAUGAAGAGAAAUUGCUACGAAAUUCUCAGGGACUCGCUAGUCCGGAUUACGAUCUUCACCAUUAUGAUUUUUUCAGUGGAUUUCUUACACGAAAGAGUGACAAGGACCGAGAUGCGGAAAAUAGCUUCGUAGUCGUCGUGCAUUUCUCAGCCUCUCAAGGCAGACGCAAGCAGUUGUUGGGAAUUCUGUCGGAUUGCGCCGACCAGGUUCAGACGACACAAACAGGUCCCCCUUCUGCAGUCCAGAGUUUUGCAGUGCUGAAGGAAAUCAACGACCUAGAUCUCGUCAGUGUUUACAUCAGAGCACGGUCACAGGAGGCAUGGGAAGAGUUCGAAGCUCACAAACUUUACAAGGAGGCCCUAGAAUAUGUCAGCACAAUCACCGUAAACACAGCGACACACAGAUCCCAGGCAUUCAUCGGUCACAUUGACCAGGAGUCGUGUUUGAGCAAUCCAUAG